CAAAGCUUCUCAAUAUAAACGGGAAAGAGGCAUAUGCUAUUUCUAAAUUUGACGGAAGACAGAAACAUCGCGAAGAAAACGCCUUUGUUGAAAAAGGUCGAGAAGUGUAAACAUUGUGUGAGAAUAAAAUGGUUUUUAAAUCGUGAAUGUGAGAUAACAGUGAUAUUAUUUUAUAUUGUCACCGACGGCCGUAUAAUGGAUCUCCUAUCUCUUCCCGUCGUUGUUUUAGAGAAAAUCUUUUCGUAUCUUUCUUACGACGAAAUUGCAAAGAAUAGAGUGGUCUCCAAAACAUUCAAUGAGAUAUGCGUGGGCCUCCUCAACCGUGGGUUUGUGAUGAUCGAGCGGCGUCACGCGCUGGCCCUCAAGAGCGUGAAGGCCCAACUGCCUCGAAGGGAGUCUGAGCGCAGAUACCACCCGCUGUCGCGACACUGCGACAUCCUCAGUUCGAUCGAGACUCGCAUCUCGAUGCUCAACAUGACGUACUCCAAGUUCAUUGACACGGGAAUGUGCUGUUUCAUACCGGGGAAGGUCAUAGACGAAAUGCGUCGCGUCCUCUACAUAGUGGAGACCUCGAAGACUCCCCCGCGGGCCCACGAGGUGCUCCAAGAGCUGCGGGACAUAUCCAGCAUGGCUAUAGAGCAUUUCGACGACAAGAUCUCUCCGGCCUUCAGGCAGAGACUGCAAGGGGUCGUCCAACCAACUCCCAAACCUACACAAGGCGUUCUCGGACCGCUAGCCAUGCGUCAGGAGUUGACGCAACUCCGGCGGCAGUCGAUGCUCAACGCUAAACUAGCCUUGUACCUCGCGGCCCAUUACAGGCGAUUCUACAAUAGGAUGUUGGAAUACAAGAGGGUGGCCUGGCGGCAGAGGAAGACCAUCCGCGCCAUGUUGGCCAGGCAGAGGGACCAGGACGCCAACAUUGCGGAUCUCAAACGCCGUAUAGAAGAAUGCGACAUAAAAUAUAGCGAACUGACACACACCAAUCAAGCUGUCGGCGGGAAGAUUGCUUCAACAGAAGUGCCCUCGUCCCCUGCACAGCCUUUACGUCACUUCGGAAGCCAAAUCAAGUUGGACCUAUCAGUUUUGCCCAUCGGCACUUCUAAAAGGGGCCAGGCUAAAUUGCUGCCGAACAUCAAGCCGCGCAAACCGCUCAUCCGCCGGCUGCCCAGCUUAUCAGAAGACGAACCGCCAAAAAAACAAGCCAAAAUGGACGACGCCCAGCCUUCAACGUCUACGCAGAGUCCACGCACCAAGACACAAACGACAUUAGCCAAGAUAAGAGGCAUUACAAACGAGAUUCGUCAACUGAGCAAUUUGUCCAAUAUUGAUGUUAAACUGAAGAGGAGUUUGACGGCGGAGAUUGAAACGGAGUGUAAGAAACAGAAGUUGGAUUAAAUAUAAAUAUAUAUAUUUUUUAAUCGAAUUAUGUGGAGUGGUCAUGUAAGAGAAUCCAUUGUAGAGAUAAAUACGAAUUGAUUUAUUUGGAAAAUAUUGAUGUUAAACUGAAGAGGAGUUUGACGGCGGAGAUUGAAACGGUGUGUAAGUAACAGAAGUUGGAUUAAUUUUUUUUUUUUUUUAGUCUUGUAAUGUGGAAUGUGUUCGUGUUUGAGAAUCUAUUGUAGAGAUAAAUGCGAAUUGAUUAAUUUGGAAAAUAUUGAUGUUAAACUGAAGAGGAGUUUGAUAAAGGAGAUUGAAGCGGAGAGUAAGAAACAGAAGUUGGAUUAUAUAUUUUUUUAAAUCUAAUAAUUUAGGGUGUCCGUUUGAAAGUAUUCAUUAUAGACAUAAAUGGAAAAUAUUGAUGUUAAACUGAAAUAGAGUUUGGAAUAAGACACAAAAGUUGGAUUAAAUGUUUAGUCAUUUAAGGUUUUAAAGACUAAAUUGGGAUGUUAAUUUAAAAAUGGUCGCAUUUUUCAACGCACCGAGACACAAUGAACAAUAGCAAUGAUUUGAGGAAUUAAUUGCAAACGAGAUUCGACAAUAAAAUAAUUUUGAAAAAUAAAUUCAAGAAGAAAAUAAGGGGUGUUUAUUCCUACUUGAUAUUUGUAAGAUCCUUUAAGGAUUAUAUAUAAAAAAUGCGAAUUGCGUAAUAUGGAAAAUAAUGAUGUGAAUCUGAAGAGUUUGAAGGUGAUUGUAUAAGAAAGAGUGUAGUUGGAUUAGAUUUUAAUAUUACAUUUUAAUGUAAGGACUAUAUUAUUGAUGUUCCACUGAACUGCAGUUUGACGGCGGAGAUGUGAGCAAAGUUUGAUCAGACGCAUUUAACCCCCCAGCGGGAAAUGUGGGGUGUUAGAUUUUCUUAUAUUAAUACCGUGUUAGUAAUUUUCGAAAUUUAAUUUUAUGAACAUUUUAAAAAUCUAAAAUAAUUUAGAUCUGCUCGGCUAAAAUAUAAAUUUUAGCCGCCUUUAGCCCCCGACUUUACAAAGAGGUUAAUUUGAGAGGUGAGUCGGCGUCUUAUAUUGAUACGGCCGUCGAGUUUGACGAUAGAGAAUGAUUGUAAGUAACAUAAGAUUGAUAAGAUUUAAGACACGUGUUUUUAACCCACAGUUCAGUUAGGUGGGGUAUUAAAUUGGCGUUAGUUUUAAGAAAAUGAGGGAAAAUGAGACAGAAUAAUUGAAUAUAUAGUUAUAUAUAUAUAUAUAUAUAUAUUUAUUAUUUGGAUAAAUGUAUAUAUAUAAUACAUUUAUCCAAUAACAUGCCAUGCAUGCUAGCCAAACAGCUGUAUGUGGCCUAUCAGUCUUUUCAAGACUGUUGGCUCUGUCUACCCCGCAAGGGUAGACGUGAUUAUAUAGAUAAUAUCUAUGUUUGUUUGUAACAUGCUAACUUAAACAAUAAAGUUUUGCAAUCUGCAGUACGCUUGUUGAGAGAUUUAAGGGAAUAAUAAUUACUAAGUAUGUAUAAUUUUUAUUAAACAUUUGUGCUAACUUAUAACUUAAGUUUCACCUAUAAGUAAUGUUCAUUAGUUUAAGGUUUAUAUUCGAGGGUUGUAUCGCAAUAAAUAUUCAAUUAUAUUUAAAUUAUAUCAAGAAUAUAUAAAUAAUAACAUUUAAAAUUGACACGUCUGGAAGUACACUUGAACUGUAAGCCAAACUUCUACAUAAAAAAUUCAAAAGGAAUAAUUCAAAAUAUCCUAUUUUUCUAUCUUUUUCUGGUUUGGUCUACUAGAGACGGAAUCACUUUCACUAAAAACAGUCGCUUUCGCUGUCUGUCCUUAUCUAUCUAAUAUAUUUAAACGAGCAAUUCUUGUAUAUAUAUAAUCAGGAUCUGGUGGAUCAAGAAAAUCAAUUGUUUACUUGAACUAUUGACAAAUGUGUCUUUUGAGCUCAUGAGUUUACUUAAAAAUGCCUAAAAGAUCUUGGAAAAGAACGCUGUUAAACAAUCUAACUUCACGAAGCCGCGACUCGUCUCAAGAACACCUUAAAGAAAAUCGUCAUCAAAUACAAACAGGUCAGGUUUCGCAAACACGUUCUACCAAAAACAAAAAACCGAGCAAAGCUCGGUCAACCAGGUACUGUAUACUUAAAUCUUUAAAACUACCCAACGUAUUUAUGUCGCGGGUUCUUUUAUUAUAUAAUAUAAAUAUACGAGAUAAAUUACACAGAUUGGGUUAUCCUCGAAGUAAGUUCGAAACUUGUGUUACGAGGUACUAACUCAACAAUAUAGUAUUUAUUAUUAAAUAUAGUAACGUAAAAUACGGUAUAAUUGGUGGCUUUCAGAUUGUGUGUUCUUCCUUGAUUGUAUUUUUCCAAGUUGGUUAAAAAGCAAGCGACAGGAGAAAUGACAAUCUCUCCUUUUCUUUCCAAUUGGCGUCUGUCUCUUUCUAAAAAUAUCAAAUAGAAAAAACGGAAGGGAACAGAAAACUCCCUUCUCUUUCUUAUUGGCCUGAUUCGAAAGAGACGUAGAGGUAAUUUUCCAUUCUGAUAUUGGUAUUCCCAUUGGUUAUGGAGUGUUUGUUUUACAUUCAACACACUCGCCAAAAAUAUGUUUUAUGCAAUCCUAUUUUUAAAAAAAAAUGUUAUACCUAAAUGUAUGUUUUUUUUUUGGUCUAUUUUCCGCCUACCCUCAUAAAAAAAAUACUGAAAUUUAAAGGUUUUAUUGCAUGAAUGGGCAGUUAGUAGUGUGGUAGCUAUUAUUAUAGCCUUAUUGCAAGCGUAAAAGGUUCAAAUUUAUCUGAAAAGUGGCAAUACAGCUAUCACUGCCUAAAAAAAAUGAUAAAUAUUAUGGUUAUCUUUAUAGUUUAGAAUAUGGUAAGCUAUGAGAUUAUUUUCGCUAGUUUAAAUUCCUCGAAUAAAUAUUUUUAAAACUUGA
Amyelois transitella is the source of this 4302-nucleotide messenger RNA. It is a transcript of the gene pall, whose product is annotated as F-box only protein 28. Lineage: Eukaryota; Metazoa; Arthropoda; Insecta; Lepidoptera; Pyralidae. Gene Ontology annotation, biological process: protein polyubiquitination. Bases 34 to 1395 code for a protein of 453 amino acids. Gene Ontology annotation, molecular function: protein binding. The record is from RefSeq and is a predicted model, not a curated record. The transcript is spliced from 9 exons.